This is a messenger RNA of Cotesia congregata, 585 nucleotides long. The record is from the annotation of a GenBank genome assembly. NCBI's taxonomy places the organism in Eukaryota, Metazoa, Arthropoda, Insecta, Hymenoptera, Braconidae.
CUCUUGAGUGUACACGUCAGCAUGAAACCGUUGAAAAUAGUUAUUAUUGGCCCAGUUGCGACUGGAAAAACAACAAUUGGUAAUUUUCUCGCUGAUGCCACAGGAAUGGGUUAUGAUUAUCGUCCUACACAAGGUGUUAGAAUAUUAGAAUUUGAAGCAUCGGAUGUAGACGUUAAAAAUAAAAAAAUAAAAAUCGAUAUUGAAUUGUGGGAUUGUAGCGGCGAUCAUAAGUUUGAAGAUUGUUGGUCGGCAUUGAGAAAAGAUGUACAAGGACUAAUAUUUGUAUAUAAUAAAAAAACCGACGAUCAAAUUCAAGAACUUGAAAAAUUUUAUAAUUACUUUGUACUAAAAUCUCAAUUAGAACCUAAAGACUGUGUGGUAUUUUUUUUUGAAUCAGAUAAACAAAUUGCCGAUGCACCUAAACGAUUGUCUAGUGUCUUCGCUAAAAUAUCUCAAGUAAAUUGCAAUGUAGAAGAAAAUAGAAACAAAUUAAAAUCAGACUUUCAAACAUUUUUGAGCACUUUGAUGACCAGAAUUCAAGAAAAGAGCGACCAUGAGGAAAAUAAUAUUCUAAAAAAUAGUUAA